Messenger RNA from Dimorphilus gyrociliatus, 718 nucleotides. Lineage: Eukaryota; Metazoa; Annelida; Polychaeta; Dinophilidae. The record is from the annotation of a GenBank genome assembly.
UAUGACCAAAACUUACAGUUCUAUUCACCAAAUUGAAAUCCUCAAAGAACACAACCCAUGGACCAAGAAAGUCAUGGACAUGGUUGAUGGUAUUAGAAUCACUGGGGGACCUAUCACUGGUGAUAGAUUGAACAAAUUACAUGAAAUAGCAAACAAGUGGGCACAAGCAACCAAUGAACUUGUAUUGGAAGAGUUAAAUGACAGACUUAGCACCUUGAGAGAUAAGCUGAGACAAAUUGAGGAAGUAUACAAUCAAAACCAAUUCAGAAGAGCCAUUGAGGUCACAAAAAAUAGAACCAUCCAGAAAUAUGGCAAAAAGAUAAAUUGGAUCCAACUCAAAGAAAGUGUUAGUCUAGUCUCCAAUAAUCUCAAUGUCACGUUGGAUGAGACUUUUAAAAGAGAAAUUCGUGAUAAAUUCAAAGAACAACCAACCAUCCAAAAAGCCAAAAAGCCACCAAACACUCAAAGAGCUAACAAAGGGGACAGCUCCAAGAUAGAUAACUCUGAAAUACAAAACUUGAGAAAGGAACUGGCUAUUCUUACAGAUGUCUUCACUGAAUUGAGAUCUAAAAUUGUAGGGGAACAACAGGAAAUGGAACAGGGAAAAACUACAAAUGUACAUAGAAAUGUUUUUAAAACAAUGUUAAAAAUAAUAGAAACAAAACAGAAAUGGUUUUUAACCUAUGCAAGAGCUCCAAAAUUGACAGCUCUGAAAUGA